Acaulospora morrowiae is the source of this 414-nucleotide messenger RNA. The record is from the annotation of a GenBank genome assembly. Lineage: Eukaryota; Fungi; Glomeromycota; Glomeromycetes; Diversisporales; Acaulosporaceae.
GGAUCGAAGAAUUGACAUGGAAUGAAGAGUUGGGAUCAUAUGGAGAUUACAAUUUAACUAGCGAAAGUAGUACUAACUUAUUUUCCUUGGCAACGUAUUUUCCGUUUUGGACCGAAUCAUUACCUAAAGACUUUGCCACAAACUCUACAAAAGUUAUAAAAUCUUUCUCCCGCAUCGUUGACCUGCUUUCCAAGUACCCAGGGUCUCCGCCGACAACCCUAAUCGGUUCGGGUCAACAAUGGGAUUUUCCGAAUUCGUGGCCACCAUUGAAUUAUGUUUUAAUAAAGGGACUCUUGAAUUUUCAUAGCAGGUUUAUUGACCAGGGAAGCGAUGAUAACGAGAUAUUCAUAAAUUUGGCAAGAAAUUUAAGUCAACGAUAUGUAGAUUCUGUAUUUUGUGCGUGGUAUUCGACGG